AUGAGUAAAGACUUCAAGCUAGAUAGCCUUGGUGGAUUUGAGGACACGGUGGACGUUGUUACAACACCGAUAAAAUAUGAAGAAGCAGAACCCACAAAUAAAAGAGGGUUUUUCAAAGGCUUUAUUGAUGGAUUCAGGAAAAUCGAGGUGAUUGAUGAAGCACUUGAUCCAAACCUAACCGACGUUGAAAGAGCAAAUAUAUUGGCAGAUAGAUCGCCUCUAAAGCGUAAUUUGAAAAAUAGACAUAUUCAAAUGAUUGCGAUAGGUGGUUCGAUUGGUACUGGUUUAUUCGUUGGUUCUGGCUCAUCAUUAGCUACUGGUGGGCCUGCCCCUUUGAUUAUUUGUUAUUUUUUAAUUGGUACUAUGGUGUUUUCCUCUGUGCAAGCCUUAGGUGAGUUGUCAGUUGCAUUCCCAAUAUCAGGUUCUUUUCUAUCGUUGACAACCAGAAUGGUCUCACCAAUUUGGAGUUUUGCAAUGGCAUGGAAUUAUGGCUUACAAUGGAUUGUUCUUCUACCACUUGAAUUAGUUGCAGCAGCAUUAACUAUUGGAUAUUGGAAUAACAGCGUUAAUGGGGCUGCGUGGGUUUCUAUAUUUUAUGCGUUGAUUGUAUUCAUCAAUAUAUUUGGUGUCAAGGGAUACGGUGAGGCAGAAUUUUUGUUCAGUGCAAUCAAAGUUAUAGCAGUUGUUGGUUUUGUUAUUCUUGGUAUUGUCUUGAAUUGUGGUGGUGGGCCAGUUGGUGGUUAUAUUGGAGGAAAAUAUUGGCAUGAUCCUGGGGCCUUCAAUCAUGGAUUCAAGGGAUUUUGCGGUGUUUUUGUAAGUGCAGCGUUUGCCUUUGCUGGUACUGAAUUGAUAGGUUUAGUUGCUGCAGAAACGGAAAACCCAAGAAAGACAUUACCGAAGGCCGCAAAACAAGUUUUCUGGAGAAUCACUUUAUUCUACCUUGUUGCACUAACAAUGGUUGGACUUUUGGUCCCUUAUAAUGAUCCAAGAUUAAUUGGAAAUUCCGAUGUUUCGGCUUCUCCGUUUGUUAUUGCUAUCCGGAAUGCUGGAAUCGGGGAACUACCAUCUGUCAUGAAUGUUGUUAUUCUAGUCUCUGUUUUGAGUGUUGGUAACUCGUCAGUUUACGGCUGUUCAAGAACAAUUGCUACCAUGGCGAAUCAAGGAUUUCUACCUAAAUGUUGUGGUUACAUUGACAGGAAAGGUAGACCGGCAGUUGGUGUGCUCAUUACAUUGGUAUUCGGGCUGCUAUGUUUCCUGGCAGCCACCCCGAAACAAGAAGAUGUCUUUGACUGGAUGAUGGCGUUAUCCGGAUUAUCAUCCAUAUUUACGUGGGGAACAAUAUGCUUAUGCCACCUCAGAUUCAGGAUGGCCCUGAAAGCCCAAGGAAGGUCAACUGAUGAACUGUCGUUUACGGCAAUGGGUGGCAUUUGGGGCUCUAUCUGGAGUGUUGUUUUAAACGUAUUGGUUUUGAUUGUCCAGUUCUGGGUUGCCCUAUUCCCAGAAGGUUCAGCCGAUGCCUAUAAUUUCUUCCAGUUGUACCUGAAUGCAGCCUUUGUACUUUUCUGCAUUGGGGUUUUCCUCGUUUGGAAGAGGUUCAAGGUCACUUGGAUAAUACCCAUCAAGGAAAUCGAUAUUGAUACAGGACGUCGUGUCGAAGACUGGGAUCUGUUGAAACAGGAAAUUGCCGACGAAAAGGCAUUCAUUGCUUCCAAGCCGUGGUACUACAGACUCUACAACAUGUGGUGUUAG
Messenger RNA from Pichia kudriavzevii, 1749 nucleotides. RefSeq lists its product as uncharacterized. The transcript has a single exon. The coding region runs from base 1 to 1749 and encodes 582 amino acids. The record is from RefSeq and is a predicted model, not a curated record. NCBI's taxonomy places the organism in Eukaryota, Fungi, Ascomycota, Pichiomycetes, Pichiales, Pichiaceae. Gene Ontology annotation, molecular function: amino acid transmembrane transporter activity. Gene Ontology annotation, cellular component: membrane. Gene Ontology annotation, biological process: amino acid transmembrane transport.